AUGAUCAAGCCUCGGCUCAACUACAAAGGCAUUCGCGGAUCACUGGAACAAAUUGCGCAAAAUAAUGUACACCGCAAUGCCAAAGUGGAUCUAAGCAACUACACGAACAUCUACAACACAUCCUCCAUGCUCGAGCACACGCUAAAUGCGACGAAACACACGCAAGCAACGACCAAGUCGAAGGAGCUGAAAAGGGAAAUAAAGGAGCUGGAAGGAAGAUUAAGAGAUACUAAACAGGAUUUGUACGAGAUAGCUUCGCAGAUCCCCAACGAAUCGCACCCGUCUUCUCCGACGAACAACGUUGCAGUAGAGGUGGACAGCGGAGGUCCACCACCAAUACGCGCCACUCGCACACGUGAUCAUCUCGAUAUUGCUGCUCGACUUAACGGGACUCUCCCACUGUCCGCGGCUAAUGUGUCCGGUAAUGGUUUCGCAAUUCUCAAAGCUGAGUUGGCGGUGCUGGAACAUGUACUCAUACAGCACGCUCUGCAUGUGGCUGUUGGGCGCGGUUACACUCUCGUCACUGUGCCCGAUAUUGUCAAAAUGGACAUCGCAAAUAGGUGUGGAUUUGUGCCGCGCGAUACAGCAGCGAAUCAGACAUAUACAGUUAGCAGUAGCGGUGCUGGAAACAGUAAUGGUAAUGCACGAGAGAGUAACAGUGACAGUAACAGUAACAAUAACAAUGGCCCUAACACACUCUGUCUCGCAGCUACUGCUGAAAUACCUCUGGCUGGGCUGCAUUUCAACGAUUUGCUCAAACACAAAGAGCUCCCCAUCAAGUAUGUCGCUUGUGGGCAUGCCUUCCGAGCGGAAGCUGGAGCUCGAGGACGAGACACGCGGGGAUUGUAUAGAUUGCACCAGUUCACCAAGGUUGAGUUAUUUUCCCUCACAGAUGCUUCCUCGAGUGACGCGAUGCUGGAUGAGAUAGUAGACAUUCAGAGGGAGAUUGUACAAACUCUCAAUGUACCAUAUAGAAUACUGGAUAUGCCGACUCAGGAAUUAGGUGCGAGUGCGUAUAGGAAAUACGACGUCGAGGCGUGGAUGCCGGGACGUGAAGAGUGGGGAGAGGUGUCGUCGGCGUCUAAUUGCAUCGACUACCAGGCGCGCAGACUGCUCAUAAGGUACAAGACGGGCGAAGGGAACGUGUUCGUGCAUACGCUUAAUGGCACGGCAGCUGCCAUCCCUCGUCUCAUUCUCGCCCUGGUUGAAAACGGGGUGGAGAGCGACGAAAGCGCAAACUUACGUCUGGCUCUGCCGAAAUCGCUGCGGAAGUACUGGAUUGGCAGCGAUAAGCGCAUUAGAUGGCAGUAA
Messenger RNA from Wallemia ichthyophaga EXF-994, 1311 nucleotides. RefSeq lists its product as uncharacterized. The coding region runs from base 1 to 1311 and encodes 436 amino acids. The record is from RefSeq and is a predicted model, not a curated record. Gene Ontology annotation, molecular function: serine-tRNA ligase activity; ATP binding; tRNA binding. NCBI's taxonomy places the organism in Eukaryota, Fungi, Basidiomycota, Wallemiomycetes, Wallemiales, Wallemiaceae. Gene Ontology annotation, biological process: mitochondrial seryl-tRNA aminoacylation. Gene Ontology annotation, cellular component: mitochondrion. The transcript has 2 exons.